This is a messenger RNA of Ilyonectria robusta, 1035 nucleotides long. RefSeq lists its product as uncharacterized. The record is from RefSeq and is a predicted model, not a curated record. The coding region runs from base 1 to 1035 and encodes 344 amino acids. The transcript has a single exon. Lineage: Eukaryota; Fungi; Ascomycota; Sordariomycetes; Hypocreales; Nectriaceae. Gene Ontology annotation, molecular function: zinc ion binding; DNA-binding transcription factor activity, RNA polymerase II-specific. Gene Ontology annotation, biological process: regulation of DNA-templated transcription.
AUGGCUGACCUUCGCCAAGCCUGCGACCGUUGCCACGACAAGAAGCUACGAUGUCCAAAACAACCCGGCUCCCUCAUCUGUAGCCGCUGCGCAAAAGCCACUGUUCCCUGCAUCUUCAGUCCUCCAACCAGAUCACUUCUGCGAAAUGGCACUGUAGGAGACAGCCAACAGCCCGACUUGGCUGCCUUUGACUGGUCUUCUCUGUUGGAAUUCGACCAAGUCUGCAACAAUAGUCCUAAUGGCGACGCAGUCCAAAGCGCUAAUCCAUUCGUCACCACGCCACCUGUCAGCGACAACGCCGACACGCCCUCCUUGAGCAACACCUCCGAGCUGGCCAACCUCAUGGUUUCGCUAGAUCGCAUCCACAGCGAUUUCCCAUUAUCUUACAUCCACAGACACAUGUCCGUUGAAAUGGUAAAGCAAAUUUCGCAAUCUGCCGCCGCAAGAUUCGAUAUGCAGUCGACCAUUGAGCUCUUGCUCCAGCAAGGGCAGCAGUUGGCACUCCUCUAUCCUCCAGUCCUCAAGAAAGCGCACCGCCAUGUCAACCGGCCUCCAGAAGACAGUCAAUGUACCAUCUCCGACUGCAUGCACCAUCUGCGCCAGUCCCUCCGGCCCAGGUCACCACCCAUCCUGGACCACUCUCUCCUGAACCUCCUAAUCGCCUGCCACCUGCGGUUGCUCGAUAUCUUUGACAACCUCAUGGAUCAUUCAAGAGUCUGUGCCCACGUCUUCUCGACUUUGCCCAAAGACAGCGAGCCCAAUUUUGAUAUCCCCGAGAUUCGGAUCGGCUCAUUCGUGGCACCCAGAGACUCUGCCGCCACCAUAAUGAUUACAAUGUUGGUGGAGCUUCAUUCUUCAUUGGAAGCGAGAUGUCAAGAGAUGUCUGAAAUGGUUAUAUCUGCCGCCGGUGAGACUUCGCUGGAGUCUCGUGCGCUUAGCUUACAAUGUGAGGCUCUCGCGCUACGUUCGGUGGGCACACUUGCCGACAUGAAAGGACUCAGGACAAAACUGUUCAGUUCUGGGAUCCUAGGAUGA